UUGACGGAGCGAAUUCACAUUUUCACUCUCUCAUAGGCCUAGUCCUGAUGGCGGUUUGCAUGUAUGACACGCCAGUACCGCCACGAGCGCGCGGUUUUUGACAUGCCUGAACUUCUUCCUUAUACUAGGCAUACUCCUCGCAGCCGCAUCGAAACUUCUUGUCGUGCCGCUUUUUCAAGGCAUACUCGUCGACAAAAAACCCCGACCCAAUUUGCACAACUUCGACGCUGUCGCCAUCCGACCAGCUAUGCGUGAUAUCAAGGCCGUUUGGUGGAAAAAUGCCACCUUCUAUCAGAUCUGGCCAGCAUCGUACAAAGACUCCAAUGAGGACGGUAUGGGCGAUCUCCAGGGUGUGAUCUCGACAUUGGAUUACAUCAAGGGUCUUGGAGCUGAUGCCAUUUGGCUCUGUCCUAUGUAUGAUUCUCCUCAACAUGAUAUGGGCUACGACAUAUCAAACUACGAGGACGUAUGGUCAAAAUAUGGUACACUUGCCGACAUGGAUUGCCUCAUCCAACAAGCGCAUGCGCGUGGAUUGCGGUUGAUCCUAGACCUGGUGGUAAACCACACAAGCGAUGAACAUGAAUGGUUUCGAGAAAGCAGAAAAAGCAGGGACAACAAAUAUAGUGAUUGGUAUAUUUGGCGUGAUCCAAAGUAUGCGAACGGCAUACGACGACCCCCAACUAACUGGAGGGCAGCAUUUGGUGGGAGUGCCUGGCAAUACGUGCCCGAGAGAGACCAGUAUUUUUUACACCUAUUCGCCCCCCAGCAGCCGGACCUGAAUUGGGAAAAUGCUGCAACACGACAAGCGAUAUAUGCAAGCGCCAUCGAGUUCUGGCUCAAACGAGGUAUCGACGGCUUUCGUGUGGACACAGUCAAUCUCUACUCCAAUAAUGUCAACUUUCCUGAUGCAUCGAUCACAGAUCCUGCAGAAGUAUACCAGAAUGCAGAACUGCUCUAUAUCGACGGACCCAGGAUGCACGAGUGGCUCAGAGAGCAGCGGCGCGACAUCCUCGACAAGUACGGAGAUAUAUUUCUCGUUGGAGAACUUCCAAGCACUAAAAGUGACGAGGUCAUCAAGUAUAUCUCAGCCACGCAGCGGGAGCUUGACUGCGUCUUUGACUUUGGCAUCUGUGAACUUGGUGGCCGUUACGGAAGGCCGCCUCAUGAGACGUGGCAGCAUAGCUUGCCUGAGCUCAAGGCAGCAAUCCAAAAGACUCAAAGCUUGCUAGACUUUCCCCAUACGUGGGCGACAGUUUUCGCCGAGAAUCACGAUCAGCCACGGAAUCUGUCCACGCUCGGCACGGAGGGUCCUAAAUAUCGUAUCAAGUCCACGCAACUACUUGCAAUCCUCUUCGCCACUCUAUCAGGCACUCUGUUCGUCUAUCAAGGCCAGGAAAUCGGCAUGAUGAAUGUGCCUCGGGGUGAAGGAUCGAAGUACUUCCAGGACGUCUGCUCGUUAAAUUACCUCAAAGAUAUCCAGCAACGGUAUCCAUCCGAUGAGAGCAUGUUGCAGAAAGCCCAGGAUGCUCUUUGUCGAGUUGGUCGCGACAAUGCACGAACUCCAAUGCAGUGGACUGAACGUCCCAAUGCAGACUUCACAGCUGAAGAUGCAACUCCGUGGAUGCCUGUCAACGAGAAUUACACCAAAAUAAACAUGGUUCACGAGCAGGACGACUCCAACGGCAUCCUCGCGAUGUGGAAGCGCAUGCUGAAGAUCCGAAAGGAAUAUGCAGACGUCUUCAUCCACGGUCAUUUUGAGAUUCAUGAUUUUGACAAUCCAUUGACAUUCACUUUUACCAAGAAGGCUAGGGACUAUCAGGCUUAUGUGAUGUUGAACUUUAGCACUGAGGAGCAGGAUAUUGUUAUUCCUGACACCGUCGAAGGCUUGAAACUGGGUUCUCUGGUUAGCAACGAGACUGACCCUGGGGAACGUCUGGGGCCAUGGGAGGCGAGAGUGUACAUUGGGGAGCGACUUUCCUAAGCCAACCACUGUCCCACGCUCUGAAUGAAGGCUAGCCACCCGUUGCUGAAGCAUAUGGGUUACAUAGUAUAUGUCCAUACAUGCAAUAGGCCUAAGUCAGUAAUCACCAGAAGUACAUAUACCACGAAAGAAUU
Exophiala viscosa is the source of this 2115-nucleotide messenger RNA. RefSeq names its product glucan 1,6-alpha-glucosidase. The record is from RefSeq and is a predicted model, not a curated record. The transcript has a single exon. Gene Ontology annotation, biological process: sucrose catabolic process; maltose catabolic process. Gene Ontology annotation, molecular function: alpha-amylase activity; glucan 1,4-alpha-maltotriohydrolase activity; sucrose alpha-glucosidase activity. The coding region runs from base 248 to 1981 and encodes 577 amino acids. NCBI's taxonomy places the organism in Eukaryota, Fungi, Ascomycota, Eurotiomycetes, Chaetothyriales, Herpotrichiellaceae.